Molecule: messenger RNA, 4006 nt
Organism: Triplophysa dalaica
Lineage: Eukaryota; Metazoa; Chordata; Actinopteri; Cypriniformes; Nemacheilidae
Gene: sh3rf1
Product: SH3 domain containing ring finger 1
Exons: 12
Coding region: 454-3096 (880 amino acids)
Molecular function (GO): protein binding
Source: RefSeq, a predicted model, not a curated record
UUGCGAUAAAGGGGCGAGGUUUUUGGCGUAAAUGUUUAGUGGUUGUAAACUGUACAGCCCAGUUUGAUAGUGUUGCCGUACAAAGACUAUUUUCUACACUGAUUUUUCUAUAGCCUGCAGUUAUUUUGCAAGUGUAUUUCGAGCCAUUUCGUUCUUUCGAUGAGUUUUCUGCUUGUUUUCAACGGAUAUCAUCUUUGGAUUGUAAUCUUGGUAGACCAUAAUAACGACGAGAUAUGCGGGUAACGAUAAACGUUCUCGAGGAGGCACGGAACAGCCUAGUUUAGGGACGUACAGUUUAACGCUGAGGUUCAUCCCGCCAAUGUGACGUGAAUGCUAGCGACGUAACCAUGACUGCGGCAUGGGAGUGACAUGAUAGCUGGAUCAGACUUUUCCUCCGAACAACCUCAUAUCCUCACCAUGCCCAUCUCUCUUCAAACACACAAAACUGAUUAAAUGAACGACCACAUUGAGAAAGAUUGUGCCAAAAUGGACGAAUCGGCACUCCUUGACCUGUUGGAGUGCCCGGUAUGCCUGGAGCGUCUAGACGCCACGGCGAAGGUGUUACCAUGCCAGCACACGUUUUGCCGGCGGUGCCUGCUUGGAAUUGUGGGGUCACGCGGAGAACUGCGCUGCCCGGAAUGCCGCACGCUGGUGGAGAGCGGAGUGGAUGAGUUGCCGAGCAACAUCCUCCUGGUGAGGCUGCUGGACGGUAUCAAGCAGAGGCCAAGGAGGACGGGAACUGCGCACUCGCCGUGCACUAAUGGAACGACCGGAGCGGGAGUCCGAGUGCAGGCCUCGGGAGGUGGCCAGAGAGAUCAAGGUCCCACGGGGACACAGCCACAGAGAGCUCAGGCCAAGACCACUCCAGUGAGGGGUGUUCCUCAGCUACCAUGUGCCAAGGCCUUGUACAACUACGAUGGGAAAGAACCUGGAGACCUCAAGUUCAGCAAGGGUGACAUCAUCAUCCUGCGCCGGCAGGUGGAUGAGAACUGGUACCACGGAGAGAUGGGUGGAGUCCAUGGAUUCUUCCCCACCAACUUCGUCCAGGUCAUCAAACCGCUGCCACAGCCGCCCCCACAAUGCAAAGCCCUGUAUGACUUUGAGCUCAAAGACAAAGAAGCUGAUAAGGACUGCCUACCGUUCUCAAAGGAUGAUAUUCUCACUGUUAUUCGUCGAGUGGAUGACAAUUGGGCAGAGGGGAUGCUGGGAGAAAAGAUUGGCAUCUUCCCCAUAUCUUAUGUAGAGUUUAACAGUGCAGCUCGACAGCUCAUAGAACUGGACAAACCGUCUGAAGGUGCAGGAGACGCCAGUGAAGGGCCCUCCUUCGCUUCAUCAGGCCCCCAUGCAAACGGCUCUCAGAAAGCCACCGGGGAGAAGAAGAACAGUAAGAAGCGACACUCCUUCACCUCCUUGACGAUGUCCCAUAAACCCUGCCUGGCUCCUCCACCCCAGAGACACUCCAUGGAGAUCAGCGGGCCGGUUCUGAUCAGCUCCUCUAACCCCACAGCGGCAGCCCGAAUCGGAGAGCUCAGUGGAGGCUUGUCCUCCAGUGCACCUUCACAGGUCCACAUUUGCACAACAGGACUCAUUGUUACUCCUCCACCAAGCAGUCCUGUCACCACGGCGACAGUUUUCACAUUUCCUCCCGAGACCAGCUAUGCCUCUUUAUCAGUGGAUGCUCUUCCCCCUCCGCCGCCUCCUCCACCCCAGUCACAUUCCACAGCUGUGGGCGCCGUCGCAUUGAAUGCCGGACAAAGACCGUCACCUGCUGCAGGUGAACAAAGUGGACGUCAAAGACCCACAGUGUAUGUGGCGUUGUUUCCAUAUACGCCCCGUAAGGAGGACGAGUUGGAGUUGAGGAAGGGGGAGAUGUUUCUGGUGCUGGAGCGCUGUCAGGACGGUUGGUUCAAAGGAACGUCCAUGCACACCGGCAAAAUUGGAGUGUUUCCUGGUAACUACAUGAGUCCUGUCAGCAGGACUGGUAGCAUUCAGUCAAAAGUUCCUCUGACCCUUUGCUCUCAGACUGGGCGUGGUGUCACCCUUGUUAGCCCCUCCCCUGCUCCCCUCGGGGCCACCCAGGGGAGUAUUGACCCCAGCAAACCCCUCCCAAUCUGCCCAAAUCCUGCUCCAUCAUGCUCACUGCCUGCUGCUAUAGUAACAGCCGCACACAUACCAACUGGACAGACGCCCAAAGUGCUCAUGCAUGUUACAUCACAGAUGACCGUCAAUCAAGCCCGCAGUGUGGUCAGGACAGCUGUGUGUCACAGCCAGGACCGCCCAACAGCAGCAGUGAUGCCUAUCCAGUCCCACAAUCCCAUGGGCUACCAUCCUAACACAGCUGUGUGUCUCCAGCCAUCACCUGUUCUUAGCUCCAGCCCUGGAUCUUCAUCUGGCAGAAUGGGCGUGGCUAUGGGCUGUGCAGCCGCCUCCCUGACCCCACCAAAUGUUAACGCCGCUUCUCUAGACAGUGAUGCCAUGAGACCCAUCACUGUGGUUGCAAUUCCUGGCAACACAAAGUCUCUUGGUGCAGGCUCGAAUAAUGGUGCUGCUUGUAAACUGGAUAAAGACUGCAAGCGAGAGAAGAAAGGCCUUCUGAAACUGUUGUCUAAUAAAAAGAAGCUCCGCCCAUCUCCCCCAUCAUCUCCUACACUGGAGGCGGAGACUGUUGCCAUGGACAUGCCCCAUGGGGCUGUUGGACCUGAUAUGGCUCCGCCCAGCUCAGUGGUCAUUGGAGUUGGAAAUAAUGGUCGUGUAGGACCCGGUCCAGUGGAAUUUGAACUCUCUGUAUCUUCAUCAUCCAGCACAGAAGCAGCAUCACAUAGGAGCAUCUCCCAGGACAACACUGCUCCAAUUGCCCCACCGCCACGACAACCAUGCUCCUCACUCCUUUCCAUGAAUCAUGAUGGACGACCUAUCGUGUGUGAACGGUAUCGUGUGGUGGUGUCUUACCCUCCCCAGAGCGAAGCAGAGCUGGAACUCAAAGAGGGAGAUAUUGUAUUUGUGCACAGAAAGCGUGAGGACGGCUGGUUUAAAGGAACCCUACAGAGGAACGGCAGAACCGGCCUGUUCCCCGGCAGCUUUGUUGACAGCAUUUAACGCACAUGAACAUUUAGAUAGAAAAUAGCAACACUGAACUACAAAGACAAUGGGACUUUUUGUGUGGUCACAUGACUGUGAUGCAAUGCUGAAAUUCGCAUUUUAUGAGGGUCAUCAAAUGCAUGGAUUUCAAUAUGCAGUCUAACUAAUAUAUACCACAGCCACCUCGACAGGUCCUAGUGUUUUAGCUGUAGAAUAUUUCCUUAAACAUUUUCUGAAACACGUGGAAGUUUAGCACUAGGCACCAUGUUUCUAGCACAGUAGAGUAUGUCGUGAUGGGAUUUGUUAAUUUAUGCUGUAACAUUUCAAAGACGUUUAAUGUGUGCCUUGUACUGUCCCACUUUACUGUAUAUGUAUAUAUAUAUACGCAAACAAAGCUGAUCUGAGUGAUACGAACAAUAUGAAUCUCCUUCAGUAAUACAUGAGUUUAACUUAUUUUUAUUUAGUACAAAUGGCUUUUGGGAGGUUUAUGUGAGCUGAUAGGUCAAAUGCCUUUAGAAACUGAUGACGGUUAUGGUCAUGUGAUUUUUGGCAACAGGAAACAGAAAUUAGAGGAAGAAAGGUUCUUCUUUUCAUCCAAUCGUUAUAGUGUUUUAGUAUAAUUGGCUAUUUAAGCACACUGGAAAGUCUUGUCGUCGCAAAUUCUGAUUGGUUGUGGUGUGUAUGACGUCACCACGAAUUGAAUAAAAAGAUGAUUAUGGCAUUUGGUAAAAAUAACAGUAGCUGUGAUUUUUUGCUAAAAUGAGGGAAUGAAACCUUUAUCAGGCAUUUAAGUACAAAUCACUUAUAAUCUUUUAUGGCAAUAAAGUCACCGGUUCUUAUUGAUGGUUUUUGGUUGUGGGGAAGAAAGCCUGGUUUGUUUCAAGCAGUGGAACAGCAAAAGCUCCAAUAAAAAAAGCACAGACACACA